AUGUCCACCCCCUCACCACAAACCCUCUACUUCGCCUACGGCUCCAACCUCUCUCUCUCACAGAUGCAAACUCGUUGUCCAGACUCGACAUGUGUAGGCAUAGGUGUAUUGCAGGACUAUCGAUGGAUUGUGAAUCAGAGGGGCUAUGCGAAUAUUAUUUUUUGUGGGGGGUCUGAAUCUGUAUCUAAGUCUGAAUCUGAAUCUGAUUCUGAUUCCGAAUCUGGAGAAGAUAUCAACGACGGGAAAGAUGCUAAGAAUGCCAAUGAAACCAGAAAUACACGUGCAAGCAAAAAUCCCUCCACCUCUCCUCGCAGACGCACACAAGAAACAACCACCAAGCUCCUCUCAACCCGCCCUCGGAAUCCUCAAAACACCGUCUACGGACUCCUCUACACCCUCUCCCACCGAGACGAAACCCUCCUCGACACAUCCGAAGGCGUCCCCUUCGCAUACACGAAAAUCUCUCCUCUAAUCACCCUGCUAUCCAUCUCGCCUUCACUCGCUACACCCACAAUCGCAUAUCUAUUAUCUUUAUUUCCUGGCUCCAUUUCCAUUUCCGUUUCCGGGGUUUCGAGCGCGGGAUUGGCAAUGCCCUCCCUCCCACCCUCUCUCCCGCUCUCUUCUCCCCCCACCGCCUCCCAACCAUCUCAACCAUCACCACCCCUCCAAAUUCGCGCACUAACCUACAUCGAUGCCCUGCGCAUCAUCCCCUCGGCUCCCAAUCCAGAAUACAUUACGCGCAUGAAUCGCGGGAUUCGGGAUGCGCUUGCCAAGGGAUUUCCUCCAUCAUAUGUACGAGAUGUGAUGCGUCUUUACAUUCCCGCUUCCGAAGAGGGGGACGGCUUCUAA
Messenger RNA from Botrytis fragariae, 849 nucleotides. RefSeq lists its product as uncharacterized. Gene Ontology annotation, molecular function: gamma-glutamylcyclotransferase activity. NCBI's taxonomy places the organism in Eukaryota, Fungi, Ascomycota, Leotiomycetes, Helotiales, Sclerotiniaceae. The record is from RefSeq and is a predicted model, not a curated record. The coding region runs from base 1 to 849 and encodes 282 amino acids. The transcript has a single exon.